Medioppia subpectinata is the source of this 345-nucleotide messenger RNA. Lineage: Eukaryota; Metazoa; Arthropoda; Arachnida; Sarcoptiformes; Oppiidae. The record is from the annotation of a GenBank genome assembly.
AUGAUAAUAGAGACGGUCUCUGAGAUGUAUAGGAAGCGUCCGUCGUGUCCCAAUGCAAACGCAAAGCCAUCCAAUGAUUGCAUAAAUGGCCAAACAUUACCACCGCUGGAGACAUUGCCCACAGACUCGUCGUCUACGGGGUUGUCGGGCGUGAAUGGCAUGAAUAUGUCGAGUAUAUACAGUCCGUUCGAUGAGUGCUGUUUGAAUAGCGCCAACAAUAGUCUCGACGAUCCCAAUGUGGUCUAUAUCGGAGCCGUUGCCCUAAAUAUGGACAACGAGUGUCAAGUGGUCUGUCAGAUACAGAUUCUUCAGUCAUUUUCGUUGGCUAUUGGUCCCUUUUUGUAA